CUUCCUGAUUUCCUUUUGGUUCCCAUGGAAGCGGGUCAUGUGACCACAAGCCGGUCAUGCGACCUCCGGUCAGAGGUCAGUCAGCUUUCUCGCACAUGCGCAGUAGAGUGUUCCUCGAGCCUACGGAGCCAUGCUUGUUUAGCAGAGCGGAAAAUGCCUGGGUGUAUAGUAACUGGGUGUACGCCCAGGUGUCGAGAAGGUGAACCGGAUUUUGUCUUGCAUGCGUUUCCGAAGGAGAAGGAGCGUAUCAGGACCUGGCUGUGUACAACAGGGCAAGAAUUUCAUAACCUUGACGAAUUAGUCGAUAAAAUAUAUGACUCUAAAAGCAAUGCCUUUCGGCUGUGCUCUCUGCACUUCACCCCAUCAUCAUAUAUAUUUAAUCCGAAAACUGGAAGGCGGAGGCUGUCGCCUAUUGCUGUUCCAACUAUAUUCGUUAAAAGGGAAGAAGGGGAGGGUCCAAUUCCUCCAAAUAAGAGGAAGAGACUGGCUGAAGAUGGGGCUUCAUCCAGACGUGUAAACCCAGGAGAAAUAUGUCCCACUUGUUGCCAACUUGUACCCCAUAUUACAACAACCAAACCUGCGCAACCACCCAACUUGCACCCCAUAACAACCAAACCUGAACAACCGCCCAACUUGUACCCCAUAACAACCAAACCUGAAGAACCACCCGACUUCAGCCCCAUAACAACCAAACCUGAACAACCACCUGACUUCUACCCCAUAACAACCAAUCCGGAGCAACCACACGCUAUGGUCAGAGAAUCUGGGACAAGUUUCGACAGGUCUUGGGCAACGUACAGUAAAGCGAUACAAGUGACCCCAAAAACAUUCUCCGUUAGAACACAAUGUUCGAGGCUUGUCGAUCGUAAAAGAGUAGUGCCUAAAAAGACCCCAACACUGCCACCUUUAGUUUAUGGACCCUCCAGUUCUGGGUUGAGUCUAGAACCACAGAUGUAUUAUCCAACAAAGAAGAAAACUAUCGUCACGUCAGGAAGAUCAUCUGUGACCAAGCCAGAUGACUGAAACUACGGAGGCAUCUGAGUGGGAACAAGAUGAACCCCUAGUCCAAGGAAUAGAGUCGGAGUCACCCCUAAAUCUUAUAACUGACUUGUCACCUAUUUGGCCAGUUUAGCAGACAGAACUUGGGCAUUGAUUCCUGGUACCAAACUAGUUCUUAUGUGGCCUAUCCUAAAAAGGAUUUAUGGAUUAACCAAGAUGGACCAGAAUAUGUAACAUCAUUGCCUUAAAGGGGUACUCAGUCACGCCCCCUCCCAUGGACUUGCAUUGAGGUGGCGGGGUGUGACAUCACAAAGGGGGUGGGGCUAUGACGAUACAAGCUCCCGGCUCCAGCAUUCGGAACAGUUUGUUCCAAACACUGAGCGGCGGAUUACCCCUUUAACCCCUUCAUGACCCAGCAAGUUUUUAAUUUUUUUCUGGCUCACAUUGUUUUUCCUCCUAACCCAUAACUUUUUUUUUUUUUUUUUCAAAUGACAUUGUAUUAGGGCUUAUUUUCUGUGUGACAAGUUGUACUUUCCACUGAAUUUCGUUUUAUGGUUUUAAAAAAAAAAAAUGUAAAACUUGAAAAAGAAAAAAAAAAAAACUUUGUUCGUUACCAUGUUCUCACCCCUAUAACUUGUUUAUUUUUCCACCUACAGAGCUGUGUGAGGGUCUAUUUACACGGCAGAAUUUCCGCUUGUGGAAUUCCGCCUCAAAUUAAUGCCCAUAGACUUCUAUGGGAUUCUGCACUCCCAUUCACACUUCUGAAUUUCCGCUAGCGGAAAUUCAGAAGUGUGAAUGGGGGUGCGGAAUCCUGUAGAAAGACUAUGGGCUUUAAUUUAAGGCGGAAAUUAUACCGUGUGAAUUUACACGUGCGUAUUUUUGCUGCAGAUUUUGCUGCCCAUUGACUUCAAUAAGCAGCAAAAUCUUCUAAAGCAAAUCUGCAGCAUAAAAUACGCAUGUGUGAACGCACCCUUAGGGUCUAUUCACACGGUCAGAGUUUCUGCACCAAUUCCGCUUCCUUGGGUGGUUUCUGGCUUGUGCGGAAUUUGGGCGGAAAUUUAGAAGUGUGGAAUCCCAUAGAAGACUACUGUGCUUUAAUUUGAGGCAGAAAUUCCAUCCGUGUGAAUUGACCCUUAGGGAUUGUUUUUUUGUGCCAUGAGCUAUAGUUCUGUAUGUUACAAGUUUUUUUGGGGGGAUGUAAUGUAACAAAAAAAUUACGCACACGGUGAUAACAAAUAUGUGCAUUUUUUUUUUCUAUGCGAAAAGGGGGGGGGGG
Messenger RNA from Hyla sarda, 2275 nucleotides. RefSeq lists its product as uncharacterized. Bases 25 to 1023 code for a protein of 332 amino acids. NCBI's taxonomy places the organism in Eukaryota, Metazoa, Chordata, Amphibia, Anura, Hylidae. The transcript has 2 exons. The record is from RefSeq and is a predicted model, not a curated record. Gene Ontology annotation, molecular function: sequence-specific DNA binding.